Peronospora matthiolae is the source of this 1278-nucleotide messenger RNA. The record is from the annotation of a GenBank genome assembly. NCBI's taxonomy places the organism in Eukaryota, Oomycota, Peronosporomycetes, Peronosporales, Peronosporaceae.
AUGUUUAUGGAGACGGUCUCACUGAACGAUGACGCGCCUGAACGUCCGUCUUCUACUGUAAUGGAUGCCGAUGCGUUGGAGGCCAAGGUGGUGCAAAUAGCUGCAGGGAAGUCACAUAAGGGGCCACAUAGCGCCGCCGUCUCCGUCUCAGCCAGUCGAGAGAAUCAGAUAGAAGACGGUCGAGGGUCAUUCUCCUCAGAUUCUGAGUACAGUCGCGUCAAUGGCUCUCGUGUCGAGGGUUUUAUUGCAGUGGACGUGGACGGGACUGGCUCAAUGGCUCAGGACCGGACCGAAAUGAAGGCCAAGCACAAGCAGGAGCUCGUGCUGCCUCCACUGCGUGUAUUGACGCCAAAGGUUCUGGAUGAAGACCGGGACUAUGUGGAUGCAACGCUCUUUUCUCCGGAAGUGUCAAGACAUGCAAUGGAAGUCGCUCAUCGUCGGGCGGAAGCUAUUGCGAGCGAGGUGAAGGAAUUGAUAGACGUCGAAGUGGAACUUACUGGCCCUCCAAAGGCAAAACUGUCACCUGCUGAAGCUGUGAGCAUCAUUAGUGGUGCGUUCGCCAGUUCCAUCCAGCGGGCCAAGCAGCUCGUGAAGCCAGGGACGAAGGAAUACGAUCUCUUGGCCGGGUCAUCCCCGUCAGCUACCAUGUCAAAGCUUGAUGAUCUUGACGCAGAUGGUGAUGGUCUGCAGCUCUCGCCGGAAGCUAUGCAAAGCAGUGGAAACCAGUUUUGUAGACAACAGCUACGACCGGCUUUAAAGCGUCUCUCGGCUUACUCGACAGCUGCUGCGCUCGAGCCGGACAAGAAAGUGGUGGGUACUCCAGCUCAGAAGAAGAAAAUUAUAUGGCACGAAGACGUGCUGGAUGCUGAUGAAGAGUUUUGUGAAGACGACAGUUGUGAACAGGAAAUGCGUUCGUUGAAGGGUGACGACGAAGAGGCUGGCCGUACUCCUGGCAGUGGCAGUCCUCGGUCUCAGCUGCUGAACAUGAAUCCUAAAACUGGUGAGCACGAGACGCCGCAGGGAAGGAAGAAGCGUAAAAAGAUCGUUCGAUCAAUGAUGCGACGGUUGACGCCACGUGAGAAGGAGGAGCUGUACCGGCAGCGACCAGACUUGAUGAUUGUGCCAAAUUGGGCGCAGAAGUACCGCGAAGAUCUUGCUGGUGAAGACACUACUCGUUGUAACACGGGGCUGCUAGGUCUCAUCACCGCGCUUGCUGUGCUACUGCUGGUGUUUGUGUUCUUCAUCGUGCGGCAACGGGCUGCUGCCACGGCGACGUAA